Girardinichthys multiradiatus is the source of this 2391-nucleotide messenger RNA. It is a transcript of the gene septin5a, whose product is annotated as septin 5a. Gene Ontology annotation, biological process: regulation of exocytosis; cytoskeleton-dependent cytokinesis. The record is from RefSeq and is a predicted model, not a curated record. Gene Ontology annotation, cellular component: synaptic vesicle; microtubule cytoskeleton; cell division site. Gene Ontology annotation, molecular function: molecular adaptor activity; GTP binding; GTPase activity. The coding region runs from base 256 to 1383 and encodes 375 amino acids. The transcript is spliced from 11 exons. Lineage: Eukaryota; Metazoa; Chordata; Actinopteri; Cyprinodontiformes; Goodeidae.
UUUCGAAAGGAAAGUUUCUUCAUACCUGUCUGAACAGGGAGAGCCGGACCGCUGUAGGGCACAGAAAAGACAGAAUUAAACAAAGAAAUUGGGCUGGGAGGAAAACAAAUGAAAGAGCAAGGAGUGUAGGACAAACAUAUUUAAGGAGAAGACAGGAAAAGACUGUGCUUUUUUUCUCCAUUCCCUGCUGGGCUGCUGCUUUAACUUUCUGAGACCGGUGGCUAUUUUAAUCUGUCAGUGUCGGAGUGGUUUAGGAUGGAUGCCAUCAUGCUGCAAGAGAAACUGGUGGAACGGCUGCUGUGCCCACGAGUGAGAACCGCAAGACAGAAGGAGAAACAAUAUGUGGGCUUUGCAACUCUGCCAAACCAGGUCCAUCGGAAGUCUGUAAAGAAAGGCUUCGAUUUCACCCUAAUGGUUGCAGGAGAGUCCGGGAUGGGGAAGUCCACUCUGGUCAACAGCCUGUUCCUCACAGACCUCUACAAAGACAGAAAGUUACUGAACGCUGAGGAGCGGAUUAACCAAACGGUAGAGAUCAUCAAACACACUGUAGACAUCGAGGAGAAAGGAGUGAAGCUCAAGCUGACCAUAGUAGACACGCCGGGGUUUGGAGAUGCCGUCAACAACAAUGAGUGCUGGAAGCCAAUCACAGACUACAUCGAUCAGCAGUUUGAACAAUACUUCAGGGAUGAGAGUGGGCUGAACAGAAAGAACAUCCAGGACAACAGAGUCCACUGCUGCCUCUACUUCAUCCCUCCAUUUGGGCAUGGCUUGCGUCCCGUGGAUGUGGAGUUUAUGAAGGCUCUUCAUGAAAAAGUGAACAUAAUUCCUCUCAUUGCAAAAGCCGACUGCCUCACACCCAAUGAGAUAAAAAAGCUUAAAGAUAGAAUACGAGAGGAAAUAGACAAGUUUGGGAUCAAAGUGUACCAGUUCCCUGAAUGUGACUCUGAUGAGGACGAGGAGUUUAAACAACUCGACAAAGAGCUUAAGGAGUGCACGCCGUUCGCUGUGAUUGGCAGCAACACUGUGGUGGAGGCAAGAGGACAGAGAGUGAGAGGAAGACUGUACCCCUGGGGGAUCGUUGAAGUGGAAAACCAGUCGCACUGUGACUUUGUGAAACUGAGGAACAUGCUGAUCCGUUCGCACAUGCAUGACCUUAAAGACGUAACCUGUGACGUCCACUAUGAAAACUACAGAGCGCAUUGCAUCCAGGAGAUGACCAGUAAACUGGCUCAGGACAAUCGGAUGGAGAGCCCCAUUCCCAUCCUGCCACUGUCCACUCCAGAUGUGGACACUGAGAAGCUAAUAAAGAUGAAAGAUGAGGAGCUGAAGAGGAUGCAGGAGAUGCUGAAUAAGAUGCAGCAGCAGAUGCAUAAGGAUCAGUGACAUUUCCAGAGGCAGAGCUGUCCUGCAUCGCCACCUGCUGUUUCUCCCUUUGAACGGCCGUGAGACCUUCAGAUCAAGAUUUGGAGUGUUCUGGAUAGCAACUCUGGCUGACUGCAUUUAUCUUCAGUUUGGUGCUUCAUUUUGUCUGUCUGCCUGGAGGUUGUUUCAGUUUUCCAAUUUUGAGCCCCCAGCGUUAAUAUCAACUCAAUUAAUUUUAAGAUAUAAUUUAAGAAAACGUCUCAGUAUCUAAUUUAUAACACAGUGCUUAACAUUUCUGGAUAUAAUGUGAGAUGUUUUGUAAAGAACUGUAGGCUAAUGGUUAGAUUUGAACAUGGGUGUUGUUUUUAUUAUGCAAUUCUGUGUUGGAUAUGCAAGUGUAUAUCAUCUUUCCUCAACUCCAAGUUUCUGUCUUUAAAAUCCCUAUUUUCCUUCUUAAGGAAGUUCGAAUUAAUUGAAAUCUAAUAUUUGCUGUGAAUUUGUUCAUUAACAUUUAGAGUUUCUUGUGGUCAGUAUAAACAUCCUCUUCCUGAAUCUUUUGACAUGCAGUCUGGGCUGAAAAUGCACUUAUUGCCAGCGGUUAACUGCUAAAAUAAGGGUUUGUGCAUUAUAAAGUGCAUGUGUGCGCAUGCCGUCAUUACUCAUAUGUCCUGGAAGCUUUGGGCCUAUUUUUUACUGCUUUGUAACUGAUUCCUUGUGCUUGUAUUUAAUGCAUCCAGCGUGUAGUUUGCGUUGUUGCCACUACACUAUGGAAAAUAAGCAAUGAGGAGCAAAUACCAUGUCUGUGCUUCUGUUUUAAACUUAUCUCCCUGGAAGUGAGUAAAGCCAUUGAUGUAGUGAAACCUCUGUGUCAGUUAAGAGUGGAGAGUGUGUACAGAUGUAUGUUUGUAUGUAUGUGUGAUUUGACUUUACUGCUGUUGAUGACCUGUACAGAUGUCCCCUGAAGGCUGUGAGCUCAGUCUUUGUGUCCCAUUUUGCAAAGGUGUGAUAAAUAAACCCCUCUUCUUGUCA